Molecule: messenger RNA, 5126 nt
Organism: Heterocephalus glaber (naked mole-rat)
Lineage: Eukaryota; Metazoa; Chordata; Mammalia; Rodentia; Bathyergidae
Source: RefSeq, a predicted model, not a curated record
GCGCGGGUCCCGCCGGCGGCGCUGCUCUCCUGCUGCGGGGCCCGGCCGAGCCGGGCCGAGCCAAGCCAAGCGCAGGUUCUGAAAAGCCGGAGGAACGGACCGAUCUGGAUGGCUUCCCCCGACAGGAGGGAGGGUGCCCGGCCCCCGAGCCCUGGCUGGGACCCGAAGCAGAGCGGGGCCUGUCCGGCCCAGGAGCAGGCAGCCCGCCAGCCGGCCAUGCUAAGGAAGGCGCAGGAGUUCUUCCAGACCUGUGACCCAGAGGGCAAGGGCUUCAUUGCCAGGAGCGACAUGCAGAGGCUCCAUGAGGAGUUGCCGCUCAGCCUGCAGGACCUGGAGGACGUGUUUGGCGCCCUGGAUGCUGAUGGCAAUGGUUUUCUGACCCCAGAGGAGUUCGCUACUGGCUUUAGCCACUUCUUCUUCAGCCAGAGUAACCUGAGUCAGGAGGAUGCAGACAAGCAGGUGGCCCGGCUCCCGGAGGAGAAGGUGUACCAGUCCAGAGGGGAUAGGGACCUGGGGAGUGUGGACCAGGAUGAGGAAGCCCAGUUCCAGAUGCUGAUGGACAGACUCGGAGCCCAGAUGGUGCUGGAGGAUGAAAGUGACAUCAAGCAGCUCUGGCUGCAGCUGAAGAAGGAUGAACCUCACCUGCUGUCCAACUUUGAAGAUUUCCUGACCAGGAUCUUCUCCCAGCUCCAAGAAGCCCACGAGGAGAAGCAUGAACUAGAAUGUGCCCUAAAAAAGAAAAUUGCAGCUUAUGAUGAAGAAAUCCAGCAUCUCUAUGAGGAGAUGGAACAACAAAUCAAAAGCGAGAGGGAGCAGUUUCUCCUGAAAGACACAGAGAGGUUCCAGGCCCGCAGUCAGGGGCUGGAGAAGAAACUGUUUGCCAAGGAGCAGGAGCUGGAGCGACUCAACCAGAAGCAGAAAAAGCUGGAAGGCCAGUGCAUGGCCCUACACAAUGACAAGCAUGAGACCAAGGCUGAGAACACCAAGUUGAAGCUCACAAACCAAGAGCUGGCACAGGAGCUGGAACGGGUCUCAAGGGAGCUGCAGGAUGCCCAGCAGCAACUGGAGAGCCUCCAGCAAGAGGCCUGCAGGCUGCACCAGGAGAAGGAGAUGGAGGUGUACCGCGUGACAGAGAGUCUGCAGCGGGAAAAGUCGGGGCUCCUGAAGCAGCUGGAUUUCCUAAGGGAGAGGAACAAACACCUCCAGGACGAGCGGGACGUAAGCUUUCAGAAAGAUAAGGCAGCCCAGGCAAACACAGCUGCUUCCAAGGCAAGCUGGAAACAGAGAUCUGGCUCCGUGAUUGGCAAAUAUGUGGAGAGCAGAGUGGUUCUUAGAAGCCAGUCCGAGGAGGAGGAGGAAGAUGUGUUCUGCGCUCUGAGAAGGAAGAGCUCCCUGGGUCUGAGUGCGUAUCCCCUCACAGAAGAGGAGUCAGGGCCGGGCCAGCCAGAGGCUGGGGCUCCACACUGCCCAGCCCUCCGCAGGAUCAUCUCCAUCGAGGAGGACCCCCUGCCUCAGCUCCUGGACAGCAGCCCCCAGCAACCCCCGAGCAAGUGCCCGGAACAGGAGGGAGCCUCCAGCAGGGGGGCAGAGGGACCAGUCCAGCAGGCCGCACCCUCAGCACUCUACCCCUCAUCUCCCCGAGGGCAGCCUGUGGGAAAAGAAGCCCGCUGUCAGGAGGAAAGCUCGCCCUCCACUCCAGACCGACUCUUCAAAAUCGUGUUUGUGGGCAACUCUGCGGUGGGCAAGACAUCCUUCCUGAGGAGGCUCUGCGAGGACUACUUCUCCCCAGGUGUCGCAGCCACUGUGGGUAUCGAUUACCGAGUGAAGACGGUGAAUGUGGAUGGCUCUCAGGUGGCCCUGCAGCUGUGGGACACGGCUGGGCAGGAGAGGUACCGCUGCAUCACCCAGCAGUUCUUCCGGAAGGCUGACGGCAUCAUCAUCAUGUACGACCUCACGGCCAAGGAGUCGUUCCUGUCAGUCCGGCAGUGGCUCAGCAGCGUGGAGGAGGCUGUAGGAGACCACGUUCCUGUUCUGCUGCUGGGAAAUAAACUUGACAAUGAGAAGGAGCGGGAAGUCCCCCAGGGCCUGGGGGAGCAGCUGGCCAAGGAGCACGAUCUGAUCUUCUAUGAGUGCAGCGCCUGUUCUGGUCACAACACCAUAGAGUCCCUGCUCCACCUAGCCAGGUUCCUCAAGGAACAGGAAGACACGGUGAGGGAGGACACCAUUCAGGUGGGCCGUCCCACCAAGAAGAAACCCUGCUGCGGAUGACGGGGGGCCUCUGAGGACUGGCUGUAGGGCAGCGUGGGCCUGCAGAUGGGCUCCGUGCUGCAGCCGCGCCAAGUCCUGCCCAGACUCUGUCUUUGUUGGUGAUUCGCCUCCUCCAGGAGGGACGUCAUUGGGUCGGCAGUGCGGCUCCCAUGCAUCUCUCCUGGACCCCAAGUGCCCAUUCCCUUGUCCCCUCCAGCUUGGUUUCCUGGGGGAAAGAAACAGAUGGGCUUUUCCAGAAAAGCUGUCAUGUGCCUUCUCCACCUUCCUCCUCCCUGGGCCCUUAGGAGCCUCUGUGCUGCGGUUGCCAUGGCAACUGUGGGGCACCACCUUGCUCCUUCCUGGAGGCCGAAGAUGCACCACUCGGGUGAAGCCAGAGCUGCUCUUCUUGCUUUGACCCCUGCUCUCUACUCUUGGCACACACUCUGUGGAUCUUGAGAGACCCGAGUUGUGGAAAGCAGUGCAUCUCUGCCUAGGGGCUCUGCCCCCCAUCCCAGCCUCAGGGCAGUCUUCUGAUGGUCACUGGGCCCACAGGUUCCCCCUCUGGGUCUCUAGAGCUGAGCCUCCCAGAGAACCCACAGCCUUUCCUGCCCAUCUGCAGUGACCACCCUGACUCCAAGGCAAGCCAUGUCUGGAGCUAGGGAGUCAGCUUUCUUCCUAACUCUGACUAAGAGAUGGAAAGAAAACAAGAGUAGAAACCAUCUGCUGCUAAGGGAGCGGCAUCUCUAGAGGGUAUAAGGAAGGUACAGACAGCUGUGUAAAGCCAUGUUUCAAACGUGCCUCAGAAUAGCUCUGGAAGGAUCACGCGUGAUGAUUACGGUGGACUGAUACGCAGGCAGUGUGGCCCAGCAUGAGGGCCUCAGUUACCGACUGCAUUUUCCUCUAUUUUUCUUUCUCCAGGAUGGUGUACUUUUCUCUAAUGUGGCUGUAAGUUGGCAUUUUGGUGGUGUUUGAGAAGGGACUAGAGUGUAGCUGCUGGCUUUGUCACAGGCUGCUGGAAGGGAGGGAAAGGCCUGGGUCGCCAUGAGAUUCCUUCCACUGGGGAGCUUUCUCAGGCACUGGCAUUCUCCAGGGAUCACGGGAGGGCAUCGGGUGCAGCAAGUGCGUUCGUUGUCCUGGGCAGGAGGUCGGAUGGAAAGAUCACAAGACCUCUGCCAAUUGCAAGUCCAGGACUGCAGGCCCAGGUGCCCACCAGAAGGUGGGUGGUCCAGACCCCAGUGUGGUGCACACUGAGGGAAGACGGCAGGAAGUGUCCCAGGGUCAAGCCCCCAGUAGCUGGCCAAAGACAUCCCACACGCGGGAGUCCCAAGGGUCUACCCCCCCUCCUCCCAGACCCAAAAGAGUCGCCUUGGUGGGUCACUGAGCCAGAGGCGACCUCCUUUUUGCAAAUCUCUCCCCCUAGUCUCCCCCUGACACUUGCAGAGGGCACGAGUGUCUGGAGGUCUGGAGGUGCUCCCUCCAGGGCCCUGCCUCACCACCACAGCAGGCGGUGGGCUAUUUGAAGCUCAGGAACUUCCUGCUCAGAUGCUUAUGGUGGCAUAUUCAUUUUCCUUCAUUGACUGACCCCAGAUCCCUGUCCAAGUUUGGAGAGAACUUUCAAGAAGCUCCUGUCUUGAGGGAAGGGUGGUGGUGAUGGCCUUAGAGGCUGGGCAGGCAGUGUGUGUGUGUGUGUGUGUGUGUGUGUAGGGUAAGUGGAGGACAGGGUGGUCAGAGAAUAGAUUGGCUCCUCUGCUGGCCAGACCCAGAGAAGGAACUGGUAUUGGACUGGUAUUGUGGGUAAGCAGACUCCACCUGAGGCUCCCUACGUCCGCAGAUGACUUUAUCUCCCAUGCCUUGUCCCCACCCCAGGUUGCAUUUUUCUCAUUUAUAAAAAGUGCCUUCAAGGGCUUGCAGGUAGGUGGGACAACCCUGCUGCCAGUCUUCUGGCAUGGGGUCAAUGCCACCACUCUUCCGAGGCCUGGCAGAGAAGGAGGGGUAGGAGGACCUCCACCAACCUUGACCAGGACGCACACAGCAGCUCAGACCUGAGGCCAACCUUGGUAUUUACCUGUGCGCGGCCAACACUCUUGCCCCUAGCUGGCCCAUACCCCUGCUCCCCCAGCAUGGCUCCUUAUGCCCUUUUCGGGGUCUGCUGCUGCCUUCAGCCCUGCGCUGCCAGUUCAAGACCUCCAGCACCAAAUCAAAGCCUGGUGCUCUGCUCACAUCUCGCAUGGGUUUCCCUUCAGUCUUGUUAGGGUCUUCUGUUCCCCAUGACACCCCAGCUCUCCCUCUCCUGUUCUGUAUUCUUGUCCUCUUCUUCAGUCUUGGGCUUCCUGCUCUCCCCCUGGGUCCACUCCAGGAUACCUAGGUGCUCCAUCACAAACGCCUGGAACCUGUGUUCUUAUCCCAAGAAACCACUGUUCAGAAGGAUGCUAGACUAAUCUCAGCAGCGCUACUCUCACUAAUGUGGCUCCAGGGCUGUAUUUGUAUGUUAACAAAGAACUCUGAGGGAGGCAAAACUAACCCAAGUGCACAAGUCCACAGGAGUGAAAUAUUAAGCACUAGAAUGGUCAUGGAGGUCACAUAUUUAAGACAGAGCUCUCUCCUCUCCUCUGUCAGAGACCUUUGUUUGCUUCAUGCAUUUAGGGACUCUUGCUGCAUUGAAAUACACUUGUAACUGUGAAGUCUUUGGGAUGUCUUGGCCUUUUGUCAUUAGGUAGUGUCCUCCUUUGUCUGUAGGAACAAUUUUUGUUUUAAUGCCCAUUCUGUCUUGUAUUACCAGAGCCACUUUUUCUGCUAUUUCCAUAGUGUAUCUUUUAUAUUCUUUUAGUUCCAAUCAAUUUGUGACUUUGAAACUAAAUUGAGUCUGUUUUAGACAGCAU